Molecule: messenger RNA, 1656 nt
Organism: Rhodotorula toruloides NP11
Lineage: Eukaryota; Fungi; Basidiomycota; Microbotryomycetes; Sporidiobolales; Sporidiobolaceae
Product: amino acid transmembrane transporter
Exons: 6
Coding region: 1-1656 (551 amino acids)
Biological process (GO): transmembrane transport
Cellular component (GO): membrane
Molecular function (GO): transmembrane transporter activity
Source: RefSeq, a predicted model, not a curated record
AUGAGCAGCGACAAGGACAGCAUCGACACUUACGGCGACGAGGAGCAGCUUGCUUCCUUCGGCUACAAACAGAUCCUCCAUCGCACAUGGCACCAAUUCGAGGCGUUCAUGGCCGGCUUUGGCUCACUCUACGUCGUCGGCGGCGCUCGCCUCCUCUACUCGUACGGCCUGUACAACGGCGGACCUGUCGCCCUCUGGACGUCGAUGCUCGUGACGGUUGUCUUCAUGACUAUCACGGCGGCCUCGCUGUCCGAGAUCUGCUCGUCCAUCCCGCUUAGCGGCUCGAUCUACGUCUGGGCAGCCGAGGCCGGCGGCAGGAAAUACGGCCGCUUCUUCGGGUUCAUCGUCGCCUAUUGGUCGUCGACAGCCUGGACGUCGUUUGUCGCGAGCAACACGCAGGGCACGACCAAUUUCAUGCUCACCGAGCUCGCCGUCUUCAACGCCUACUUCCCCGGCGGCGGCCUCGACAGCUCGAACGUCAAGUUCCGCGCCGUGCAGUGGAUCGUCUCGGAGGCGUUCCUCCUCAUCGCCAUCCUCUCGAACCUCCUCUCGCCGCGCCGCUUCGCCUGGAUCUUCAAGGCCUCGGCACUCAUCAUCGCCGUCGAUUUCCUCCUCACCGUCAUCUGGCUCCCCGUAGGCGUCAGCAAGACGUACGGCUUCCAGAGCGCCAAGUGGGUCUUCACCGAGUACUACAACGGCUCCGGCGCGCCCGACGUCUGGAACUUCAUGCUCGUGUACCUCUCGACCUCGGGCGUCUUGACUGGCUUCGACGCCUCCGGCCACAUCGCGGAGGAGACGAAGAACGCGUCGGUCGCCUCGGCGCGGGGGAUGUUCUGGUCCUGCGUCGUCUCGGGCCUGCUCGCCUUUCCCCUCCUGAUCCUCUUCCUCUUCUGCUCGCCCUCGCUCGACACGCUCUUCACCAUCGCGACCCCUCAGCCCUUCGUCAUCAUCUACCAGCUCGCGCUCGGCAAGGGCGGUCAGAUGGUCAUGACGCUCGUCGCCAUCUUUGGACUCUUGAUCAACACCUCGCUCGCCGUGACGGCCGCCUCGCGCCUGAUUUUCGCGAUCGCGCGCGACGGCAUCUUGCCCGGCUCGUCGUGGAUCGGCAAAGUCGACAAGAACGGGCAGCCGAAGAAUGCGAUCAUCUUUAUCGGCGUCGUCGCGGCUCUCUUGUUGUGCACGAUCAUCCCCUCGUCCGUCGCGUUCACCUCGCUCAUCAGCUGCGGAGCACUGCCGACUAUCGCCGCGUACGCGCUCAUCCCGACUCUACGCCUCAUCUUCACCCGCCACGAGUUUGCCAACGCCAAGUGGUCGACCGGACGCCUCGCCAUUCCGUUCUGCAUCAUCGCCGCAAUCUGGAACACCUUCCUCAUGGCCGUCCUCCUCUCGCCCCUCGAAUUCCCCGUCACAGCCCAAAACUUCAAUUUCGCCUGCGCAGUGUUCACAUUCGUCACGCUCGCUGGGGCGGUCAGUUGGUGGGUCGUGCCGGAGGACAAUUGGCUUUCGAGGAGGGCGGUGGGGAGGAUCCUGGAUUCGACGGAGGGGAAGGAGGGGAGGGCGCAUCCGGCGGAUCGUGUGCAGGAGGGACGGGCGGUGGUGGGCGAGCAGGGGAAGAAGGAGAACGAGGUUGAGCAGGCGACGGCGGCCGCUCACUGA